Penaeus monodon (black tiger shrimp) is the source of this 3801-nucleotide messenger RNA. RefSeq names its product abnormal spindle-like microcephaly-associated protein homolog. Gene Ontology annotation, molecular function: calmodulin binding. Lineage: Eukaryota; Metazoa; Arthropoda; Malacostraca; Decapoda; Penaeidae. The record is from RefSeq and is a predicted model, not a curated record.
AGCAGGAGAUGCCGCCGGUGCAGCAGCAGACGUGUUUUUUCCGGACUCGGAAACAGGGAUUCCGGAUGACAAAGAGUCAGUCGCUGGAGAAUCUCCUGAAGGACCAGCAGGAGCUCCGGAGGCUGAAGCUCUUGAUUCAGAAAACCAAGUCAGCGCGCCCGGUGCUGAGGACCUAGCGGGCACGGCGAGUCCUGAGGCUGCGGGGGAUGGCGGCCGCGAGUCAGCAGAAGCGCUCGCCCCUCGGAGCGCUGCGGCCGACCAAACGGGGGAAAGAUUCUACAUCGGCGCUUCUCCCGAAACGCCCUCGAUGGCCGAGAGCGCUGAAGACGUAGUCUCGGUGGUCGCCACCGGAUACAACGCCCGCCAACACCAGUUCGAGUUCGACGAGUCGGAUGAGGGAACCCAAAGCCAGGAGCGGCAGGAAGACCAACGGCAUCUCGGGUCCUCGUCCACCUACACCGUCCUCCCUCAGAACGACCACGAGGCUCCUAUCUCGACUGUAGCCACCAGAAAUGGAGAGGAGGAGCUUAUUCCUGCACCUACCAACACCCAGCCAGAUUUUUAUGGUUACAAGAGCAAGCAAAGUCAAAAAACUAUGGAUUCUUCUUAUAACGGAAUUGGUGAUAAUUCUGAGCAAUUAGUAAAAGACAGUAAUACUGUUUACAAUGAUCCCCAACAAGAGCAAGCUGCUACAGAGAUCCAAGCUUCUUUCCAAGACUACAAAACUAGACAAAAUUUAGGCUGCACUACACCAUCUGUAACAGAAGAAUUGGAUAAUAUCAACCUCAGUGAUCCAGACCUCAAUAAAGCUGCAACUCAGAUCCAAGCUUCCUUUAGGGGCUAUAAAACGAGGCAGAAUUUAAAAGAGAAUCAACAUGAAUCCCCAUUAACUGAACAGCUAGAUGGCAUUGAUCUAAGUAACCCUGAGCUUGAAAAGGCUGCAACUCAAAUUCAAGCUUCCUUCAGGGGUUACAAAACCAGACAGAAUCUAAAAGAGAAUGAAUCUCCUGAAUCUCCAGCUGAUAAAGAAGAAACUGUUGACCUUGAUUUGAAUGACCCAGAACUUGAAAAGGCUGCAACCCAAAUUCAAGCUUCCUUCAGGGGUUAUAAAACCAGACAGAAUCUGAAAGAGAAUGAACCUUCAGGUAAUGAAGAGACAAUUGACCUUGACCUGAAUGACCCAGAACUUGAAAAGGCUGCAACCCAUAUCCAAGCUUCCUUCAGGGGUUAUAAAACCAGACAGAACCUGAAAGAGAAUGGAUCUCCGGAAUCUCCAGCUAACGAGGAAGAGACAGUAGACCUUGACCUGAAUGACCCAGAACUUGAAAAGGCUGCAACCCAUAUCCAAGCUUCCUUCAGGGGCUAUAAAACCAGACAGAAUCUGAAAGAGAAUGAACCUUCAGGUAAUGAAGAGACAAUUGACCUUGACCUGAAUGACCCAGAACUGAAAAGGCUGCAACCCAAUCAAGCUUCCUUCAGGGGUUAUAAAACCAGACAGAAUCUGAAAGAAAGUGAACCUUCAGGUAAUGAAGAAAUAGUUGACAUUGACCUGAAUGACCCAGAACUUGAAAAAGCCGCAACCCAAAUUCAGGCUUCCUUUAGGGGCUUCAAAACCAGACAGAAUCUGAAAGAAAGUGAACCUUCAGGUAAUGAAGAAAUAGUUGACAUUGACCUGAAUGACCCAGAACUUGAAAAAGCCGCAACCCAAAUUCAAGCUUCCUUUAGAGGCUUCAAAACCAGACAGAAUCUGAAAGAGAACGAACUGGAUGCCAUUGAUGCAAAGGGCUCUGACCAAGAAAGGAUUUCUGUGAUGUCUUAUACUAGUCAAAAACCAGAUGAAUUUUACAUGAUUUCUGAUAAUGAGCUUGGGUAUAUUGAUUUAAAUGAUCCAGAAUUAGAGAAGGCUGCAACACAGAUUCAGGCAUCUUUUAGAGGGCAUAUGACCAGACAAAAUCUAAAUAAAGACACACUAGUCACAGAAGAUCAAAAUGCCAUUGACCUCAAUGACCCAGAACUUGAAAAAGCAGCUACUCAAAUUCAGUCAUUAUUUAGGGGUUACAAAGCAAGGCAGAAUUUAAAAAGUGAUUCCAAUGAGCAAAAGGUAAUAGAGGUACUUGACAUUGAUCUUGAUGCCCCUGAUUUGCAUAAAGCAGCAUCACUUAUUCAAGCCAGAUUCCGAGGUUUUCAGUCACGGAGGAGUGCUAAGGAUUGUAAAUCCAUUGUGAAAGAUGAUAUAGAUGACAUUGACUUGAAUGAUCCAGAGGUUCUUAAAGCAGCUACUUUAAUUCAGGCUUCAUUUAGAGGUUUCAAAACAAGGAAGGGUACCGAUCCACCUAAGCCAAGGCAGUGUGAAGGGAAUGACGCUCACCUGAAUGGUCAUGAAAACAAUGAAGGAAAGCAGGACACUGUUAAUGGCAAGAUGAUGGACAAUGGUGAAGAUAAGGAAAAGGCAGCUGAAAGAACAAAUGGGCAAGAAGGCACCAGAUACAUUGUAGAACCAUCGAUAAUAGUAACAGAUACCGAAACAAACACAGUGCUCCAAGCCAAAGAUCUUGAUGAUUCAGCGUCUGAUAACAAAAACACAUUGGAGGUUGGCCACGCUGGUGAUAGUGACUGGUCUAAUGUUUCCAGCAGAGAUGCUAGCCCUUCCCCAGACCAGAGUGGACUCAAUGCUCCUGUUAACAUCACCGAGCUCAACACUGCAGCAACAAAGAUUCAAAGUAUCUUCAGGGGCUACAGAACAAGACAACAGAUAAAAAAACAUCGCACCAAUGGCCCUGUACAUAGCAGAAGCAAGGCGAAAAGAAGAGGUUCAGGCAGCAAAGACAAAGAAAAUGCUGCAGCCACGAAAAUCCAGGCAGCUUUCCGUGGCUUCAAGACAAGAAAACAUAUGAAAAAUACGACGGGCAAACCUUCUUACCGCAGUUUGCCACGUGGACUGCAGCAGCGGAGGGAUAGUCUGGAAGCAGCGCAAAAGGAGGCUCGGAGAGGUAGCCUUACAAGGGACGUGCUGAUGGCCAGCGUCCUCGAAGAGAGAAUGCAGCACAGAGAACUCCCGCCAGAGGAUCCAGCGUUAACAAAAGCAGUUGUGACUCUACAGGCUGGUGUCCGGGGCUACCUUACUCGCAAACACAUGGCAGAAAAGCGCGCGGCAUCGGAUUCAUCUAACGCAGACCAAAUCAACGCAGAGGCAGCAGCUACAAAGAUCCAGGCUGGGUUUAGAGGUUACAAGACCCGCAAGAUGUUGAGGGAGAGAGCGCAGGCCAGCUUGGAUCUCAGUGACCCAGCUGUGAUCCAGGCAGCUGUUAGGAUACAAGCUGCUCUCCGUGGACAUCUUGCGAGGAAGGAAUUGAGAGGAGCGUCCUAAAGUAUAAAUGUUCCGCUUAGGAAUGUAAUGUUAUAUAGGAAGAGAUAUGCUUUAGCAGCUUUAAGUAUUCGUAACCAUAUUAUAGGCAAAGUUUAACAGUAAUUUAAAGAAAAGCUUUUUUAUUUAUAUCAUUAUUUUGUUAACUCUGUUUUGCUUCCACUGUAGCUAUGGGAACUGUAAUAAUAAAAAAAUAUAUUAUUUUCAGCGGUUUUGUUGCUAGCUGAAAUCAAAUUAUAAAUACGCACAGUUGUGUAUGAACUGAUGCGUAUCUAGCAAAUUAUAAUAUUGUAACAAUAUUAUAUAACUAUAAAAGAGACUAUGGUAGCUAAUUGCAGCUCAUUCAUAAUUACUUGCAUUUCAGUAGAUAUCGAUGACAUACUUCACGGUAGUUACUGUGAUAAAGAGAAUACGUACUUUCACAUAUACAUACAAUC